AUGUGCCCCAUCCGUGGAUCAGAGGAGUACCAGAAAAUGUGUCUGCAGCUCCCUGAUGGGACAGGUGGGGUCAUACCCGGCCGAGUCCCAGGUUCAGGUCCAGACGUCCCCGGGAUAUACCCCUACCCGGGGGGACCAGGGCAGACCCCAGUGGGACCAGGACAAUAUCCAGGAGGUCCAGGACAGACCCCAGUAGGACCAGGACAGUAUCCAGGACAAUAUCCCCAGUACUCCGGACAGAUCCCCAUCCAAGUCCCAGGACAAUAUCCACAGUAUCCAACACUACCUCUGCAGCCUCCACCAGGCCCGGUCAUCAUCCAAACUCAGAACAUCACCAACAUGUGCCAGGCGUUCCGGAACCUGUGUCUGAACGGCAGGUGUGUCCCGGUCCCCAGCUCCGUCGGGUACAGGUGCGAUUGCAACAUGGGCUUCAGGCUGGACGGACGCGGAGAGUGCAUCGACGACAAUGAGUGUGAGAGGAGUCCCUGUGUUCAUGGAGAAUGUGUGAACACUCCGGGCUCCUACAUCUGCCAGUGUCCGGCCGGGUUCCAGACCACCGCCACCAGGACUGAGUGCAAAGAUCUGGACGAGUGCGUGGCGAAUGGGCGCAUCUGCAACAACGGGCGCUGUGUGAACACGGAGGGCAGCUUCCACUGUGUGUGCAACGCCGGCUUCGAGAUCACCACAGACGGAAAGAACUGCCAAGACCAGGACGAGUGCCUGAUCCGGAACAUGUGUCUGAACGGCCUGUGCAUAAACGACGACGGCAGCUUCAAGUGCAUCUGUAAAGCCGGGUACCUGCUGGACUCGAGCGGGCGCAUGUGUGUCGACAUCGACGAAUGUGAGACUCCCGGGAUGUGCAUGAAUGGACACUGCGUGAACACCGAGGGCUCCUUCCGGUGUGAGUGUAUGGCGGGCAUGGCGGUGGGACUGGACGGCCGUGUCUGCGUGGACACGCACAUGCGCAGCUCUUGUUAUGGGGGAUACAGACGAGGCCAAUGCGUCCGGCCGCUCUUUGGGGCAGUGACCAAGUCCGAGUGCUGCUGUGCCAACCCGGAGUAUGCCUACGGGGAGCCGUGCCAGCCGUGUCCACCGCAGAGCUCUCCUGAGUUUCUGGCUUUGUGUCCGAGUGGAGGAGGCAUCACUGGUGAUGGGAGAGAUAUUAAUGAGUGUGCCCUGGACCCCGACCUUUGCCAGAACGGAGUGUGUGAGAACCUGAUGAGGACCUACAAAUGCACCUGUAACGAAGGCUUCGAGGUCGAUCAGACUGGGAAGAACUGUAUCGACAUCGAUGAGUGUCUGAUGAACCGGCGUCUGUGUGAGAACGGUCUCUGCAGAAACACUCCCGGCAGCUUCACCUGCCAGUGUCCCAAAGGAUACCGCUUCGACUCGGAAACCGACGUCUGCGAAGAUGUGGACGAGUGUGAGUCCAGUCCUUGCAUCAACGGAGACUGCGUCAACAGCCUGGGCUCGUUCGUCUGCCUCUGCUCCGUGGGCAGCUCCCUGGACAACUCCAAGUUAGAAUGUAUCGAGACGACCAAAAGCACCUGUUGGCUGAAGAUCAUCAACAAUCGCUGUGAAGUGAACAUCAACGGAGGAACUCUGAAGUCGCACUGCUGCUCGACGCUGGGGGAGGCCUGGGGAAGCCCCUGCGCCAAGUGUGAAAAAGACCCAAUCUGUGGAAAGGGCUACGGCAGAGUCCGAGGGAACACCUGCGAAGACGUGGACGAGUGUGAGAUUUUCCCAGGCGUCUGCACAAACGGCAAAUGCGUGAACACUCAGGGCUCCUUCUUCUGCCAGUGCCCCCCGGGGAUGACGGUGGACAUGAGUGGCAGGAUGUGUAUCGACUUGCGCACAGAGCAUUGUUACCUGUCCCACGACGACGAGCGCUGCGCGGCCCCCAUCCCGGGGAAGCACCGCGUGGACGCCUGCUGCUGCUCCGUGGGCGUGGCCUGGGGUCCGGAAUGUGACGAGUGUCCGGAGAAGGGGAGCGCCCAGUACAGCCAGCUCUGUCCCAGGGGCCCGGGCUUCUCCCACCGUGGGGACUUUAUCAAUGGGAGGCCAUUUCUGAAAGAUGUGAACGAGUGCAGAAUGAUCUCCACACUCUGCUCCAACGGACGCUGCAGAAACACCAUCGGCAGCUUCAGAUGUCGCUGUGACAACGGGUACGCGCUGGACUCCGAUGAGAGGAACUGCACGGACAUCGACGAGUGCCGCAUUUCUCCGGAUCUCUGCGGUCAGGGCAGAUGCAUCAACACGGCCGGGGACUUCGAGUGCGAGUGCUUUGAAGGAUAUGAAAGCGGCUUCAUGAUGAUGAAAAACUGCAUGGAUAUCGACGAGUGUGAGAGGAACCCCCUGCUGUGUCGAGGAGGAGAAUGUGUGAACAAUGAGGGCAGCUUCCAGUGCGUCUGCCCCGAUGGCCAUGAGAUCUCACCGGACGGAUCCGCCUGUCUGGACAUAAACGAGUGUGAGCUGAGCGACAGGCUUUGCAAACACGGACAGUGCGUGAACAUGGUUGGACGAUACCAGUGCACCUGCGACACCGGCUACAAGUCCACCGAGAACCGACUGGAGUGCGUGGAUAUCGAUGAGUGCACAAUAGAAAAUGGCGGCUGUGAGUCGUUCUGCACAAACUCGGAGGGGAGCUACGAGUGCAGCUGUCGCAGUGGAUACGCCCUGAUGCCCGACCUCCGCAGCUGCACUGACAUUGAUGAGUGUGAGGAGAGUCCGGACAUUUGUGACGGAGGCCAGUGCACCAACACUCCAGGGACCUUCCAGUGCCUCUGCUUCGACGGCUUCAUGGCGUCUGAGGACAUGAAGAGCUGUCUGGAUGUGAACGAGUGCGAGCUGAACCCAAACAUCUGCCUCAGCGGAAACUGCGAAAACACUAAAGGCUCCUUCAUCUGCCACUGCGACAUGGGCUACUCAGUGAGGAAAGGCUCCACCGGCUGCACAGACGUAAAUGAAUGUGAAAUCGGCGCCCAUAACUGCGACAGACACGCCACCUGCACCAACACGGCCGGCAGCUUCAAGUGCCAAUGUGCCCCGGGAUGGGUCGGAGACGGACUCAAGUGCUCAGAUUUGGACGAGUGCUCGAACGGGACCCACAUGUGCAACAACAACGCAGACUGCAUCAACACCAUGGGCUCGUACCGCUGCGCCUGCAAAGAGGGAUUCUCCGGGGACGGCUUCUACUGCUCAGACAGCGACGAGUGCGCGGAGAACGGAAACUUGUGUGAAAACGGUCACUGUCUGAACAUGGCGGGAGGGUUCCGGUGCGAGUGCGACAUGGGCUUUAUCCCCACAGAGGACGGCAAAGCUUGUGAAGAUAUUGAUGAAUGUACAUUCGCUGACAUCUGUGUGAACGGACGCUGCAGGAACAUCCCAGGACUGUUCAGAUGUGAAUGUAACCUCGGGUACGAGCUGGACCGAAGCGGAGGCAACUGCACAGAUAUAAAUGAGUGCGCUGACCCGACCAUCUGUAUAAACGGAGUGUGCGAGAACAUCCCAGGGAGCUACCAUUGCAACUGCCCCGACGACUUCGAGCUUAACCCCACCCGGGUCGGCUGUGUGGAUACCCGGUCAGGCAGCUGUUUCCUGGACAUCCGUUCCCGCGGCGAUGGCUCUGAUAACUUUGCUUGCACCAAUGAGAUCGGAGUGGGCGUGGCCAAGGCGUCCUGCUGCUGCUCCCAGGGCCGAGGCUGGGGAAACCCCUGUGAAUCCUGCCCCUCGGUCAACUCCACUGAGUACAAGACCCUGUGUCCGGGAGGCGAGGGCUUCCGGCCAAACCCCAUCACCGUGAUCCUGGAGGACAUCAACGAGUGCCAAGAGUUGCCCGGGCUGUGCCAGGGCGGCUCCUGCAUCAACACCUUUGGAAGCUUCCAGUGCGAGUGCCCACGAGGCUACGCGCUCAACCCAGACUCCAGGGUCUGUGAAGAUGUGGAUGAGUGUGAGAACCCGGGCAUCUGUGGUCCAGGACAGUGCUACAACACCAUCGGGAACUACACCUGUAUUUGCCCCGUGGACUACAUGCAAGUCAACGGAGGGAACAACUGCAUGGAUAUGAGGAAGAGCUACUGCUACAGAAACUUUUACUCCGACAACCGCACGUGUGACGGAGAGCUCACCUUCAACAUGACCAAGAAGAUGUGCUGCUGCUCCUACAACAUCGGACGCGCCUGGAACAAGCCGUGCGAGCAGUGCCCGGUCCCCAGCACCAAUGAGUUUGCAAUCCUGUGCGGCAGUGAAAGACCCGGGUUUUAUAUUGACAUCACAACAGGACGUGUCAUUGACAUUGACGAGUGCAGAGAGAUCCCUGGGGUGUGUGAGAACGGAGUGUGCAUCAACAUGAUCGGCAGCUUCCGGUGCGAGUGUCCGCUGGGCUUCAUCUACAACGACAAACUGCUCAUCUGUGAAGACAUUGACGAGUGCCAGAACGGCCCAGUGUGUCAGCAGAACGCAGCGUGUCUCAACAUGCCGGGCAGCUACAGGUGCGAGUGCAAAGCCGGGUAUCGCUUCACCUCCACGGGACAGUGUCUGGACCGUAACGAAUGCAACGAGAACCCGGGAGUGUGUAACCCCGGCCAGUGCAUAGACACUCUGGGAAGUUACCGCUGCGUCUGCCCCAACGGCUUCAAGACCACCAGGGACCAGUCCAUGUGUGUGGACAUGGACGAGUGCGAGAGACAGCCGUGCGGGAAUGGCACCUGUAAAAACACAGUGGGAUCGUACAACUGUCUGUGUUACCCCGGCUUCGUCAACUCACACAACAGCGAGUGUGUUGACGUGGACGAGUGCUCGACUCAGAGAGGCCUGUGUCGAAACGGUCAGUGCACGAACACAGUGGGAGGAUACUUCUGCCUCUGCAACGAUGGAUACGACCUCAGUCCGGACAGCCGGGCGUGCUCCGAUAUCAAUGAGUGUCUGGUGAACCCUGGGACCUGCGGUGCUGGGACCUGCUUGAACCUGGACGGCUCGUACAGGUGCAUCUGUCCCCCGGGAUACUACCUCCACGAGGAAACCUGCGAAGAUAUCGAUGAGUGCUCCCAGUCUCCAGAGAUGUGUCUGUUCGGGACCUGCUCCAACACAGAAGGGAGCUUCACCUGCAUCUGCCCCGAAGGCUUCAAGCUGUCCUCCUCCGGCCGCAGAUGUCUUGACGUGCGCGUGAACUACUGCUACACGAAGUUUGAAAACAGUCGCUGCACGGCUCCGAAGGCCCAGAACACGUCGAAGGCCGAAUGCUGCUGCACCGCGAUGGCCGGUCAGGGCUGGGGCAACCCGUGCGAGCUGUGUCCCACUAAAGCCGACAAAGAGUCUUAUCUUCUGCUGUGUCCCAAUGAGGGCUAUCAACAAGGACCAGAACACCCAAUAGAUAUUGACGAGUGCCUGAAUAAUCCCUGUGAGAACGGUCAGUGCAUCAACACCGACGGCUCGUUCCGCUGUGAGUGCCCCAUGGGCUACAGCCUGGACACCACUGGGGUCACGUGUGAGGACACCAACGAGUGCGACGUUGGAAACCCCUGUGGAAACGGCACCUGCACGAACGUGGUUGGAGGGUUUGAGUGCGCGUGUGACGACGGAUAUGAGCCCGGCCCCAUGAUGACCUGUGAAGAUAUCAAUGAGUGUGCGCAGAACCCACUGCUGUGCGCCUUCCGCUGCGUUAACGUCAUCGGCUCCUACGAGUGCAAAUGUCCCACGGGUUACGUCCUACGAGAGGACAAGAGAAUGUGCAGAGACCAGAAUGAGUGUGAAGACGGCAUAGACGACUGCUCCAGCCGAGGCAUGGCUUGUAAGAACCUGAUCGGGACCUACAUGUGCAUCUGUGCCCCUGGGUACACACGGCAACCAGGGGGUGGCGGCUGCAUAGACUUGAACGAGUGCACGGCCAAACCCAGCAGCUGCAAAAAUGGCCGCUGUGAGAACACCGUGGGGAGUUACCGCUGCAAAUGUGACCAAGGAUUCGUCGCCAACCCCACACAAACAGAAUGCAUCGAUAACCGUGAGGGCUUCUGCUACACCGAGGUGUUGACCACGCUCUGCCAGAUGACCUCCAGUACCAGGGUCCAGGUGACUAAGUCUGAGUGCUGCUGUGACGGAGGCCGCGGCUGGGGCAACAACUGUGAGCUGUGCCCCCUCCCUGGAACCACGCACUACAAGAAGAUGUGUCCGCUCGGCCCCGGAUUCACCACCGACGGAAGAGAUAUUGACGAGUGUCGUGUGAUGGGGAACCUGUGCAAAAACGGACAGUGCGUCAACACUCUGGGCUCCUACAGCUGCAUCUGUAACCAGGGCUACGCCCCAGACAUCAGUGGCACGCAGUGUGUGGACGUGGACGAGUGCAUCCAGGCUCCAAAGCCGUGUAACUUCAUCUGCAAGAACACGGAGGGAGGAUACCAGUGCUCCUGUCCUCGUGGCUACAUCCUUCAGGAGGACGGCAAGAGCUGCAGAGAUCUGGACGAAUGCUCGACAAAGCAGCACAACUGUCAGUUCCUGUGCGUUAACACCAUCGGAGGCUUCACCUGUAAAUGUCCUCCAGGCUUCACCCAACACCACACGGCCUGCAUCGACAACAAUGAAUGCGCCUCUGACCCCAAUCUGUGCGGCUCCAACGGCGCCUGCCAGAACACCCCCGGCAGCUUCAACUGUGACUGUCAGCGCGGCUUCACCCUGGACUCCAACGGACAGAGCUGCGAAGACGCCGAUGAGUGCGACGGGAACCACAGAUGUCAACACGGCUGUCAGAACCUGGUGGGAGGGUACCGCUGCAGCUGCCCUCAGGGGUACCUCCAGCACUACCAGUGGAACCAGUGUGUGGAUGAGAACGAGUGCCUGAACUCCCAGGUCUGUGGCGGGGCGUCCUGCCACAACACUCUGGGCAGUUUCCGCUGCCUCUGUCCCACCGGGUUCAACUACGAGCAAACGUCCGGAGGCUGCAGCGACGUCAACGAGUGCUCCGUCUCCCAGAACCCCUGCAAGUUCGGCUGCUCCAACACGGACGGCGGCUACCUCUGCGGCUGCCCCCCUGGGUACUUCCGCGCGGGACAGGGACACUGUGUUUCUGGACUUGCACUCUCCGGUGGGACUGGACCAGAGGAAGAGGACGACGAGAACUCUCUGUCCCCUGAGGCCUGCUACGAGUGCAAGAUCAACGGGUUUCCCAAGAAGGGACGCCAACGCCGAAGCACCAACUCCACCGAGGCAAAUGAGCUGCCUGUUUCCGAGCUGCUGAGCCUGGACAGUGUGGACGUGGAUGAUCCUCUCCACUUCCACCUGAACAUCAGCGAUCUGAGCAACAAGGCCCACAUCCUGGAGUUCACCCCCGCACUGUCAGCCCUGUCUGACCACGUCCGCUACACCAUCGACUACGGCAACGAAGACGGCUUUUUCCGGAUCAACCAGCGCGACGGCGUCAGUUUCUUACACCUGUCCAAGAGAAAGGCCCUGCUCCCCGGGGCCUACUCGCUCCAAAUCAGCAGCGCUCCUCUGUACAAGAAGAAAGAGCUGGUGGAACUGGAGGACCACCACGAUAAAGACUACCUCACAGGAGAGAUCGGGGACGUACUAAAGAUGAAAGUGCAAAUCAUCCUGCAUUAA
Molecule: messenger RNA, 7593 nt
Organism: Knipowitschia caucasica
Lineage: Eukaryota; Metazoa; Chordata; Actinopteri; Gobiiformes; Gobiidae
Source: the annotation of a GenBank genome assembly